AAAAAUUAAACUAAACUUGUAAUUAAGCGUUUGUGGCGUGCAGUAUAAAACGCUGACACCGGUGCGUUUAGCAUGAUUAAAAAAAGAAUCGAGAAUUUAGGGAUUCGUGUUGAGUCUUGCCGCUCUUCCACCUCUCUCACUCUCACCCUACUCAUUUCGCUCUUCACCUUCGUAAAGGGUUAUCCAGUUCGUGAAUAGAUUGUUGCUUGUGUUCUAGAAAAAGAAAUUAUUUUGAAUUGCUUUAAGUGGAAAAAUGGGGGAUAAAGAAAAAGAACCAGUCUUGGAAGAUGAUGCAAUGGGUUCAUGUUCUGCGUGGGGCAAUUUUGAGGACGACGAUGUAAUGCAGCAACAAUGCUCGAUUCAGGAUGAUGAAGCCAAGAAAUUUCCAUAUGUUGGUGACAAGGAACCGCUGUCUAGCUUGGCUGCUGAAUAUCAAUCAGGCAGUCCUAUCUUACUGGAGAAAAUCAAGGUGCUUGAUGAGCAAUAUGCUGCCAUUCGGCGUACUCGGGGAGAUGGAAACUGCUUCUUUCGAGGCUUUAUGUUUUCGUACCUUGAGCAUAUUUUGGAAUCUCAAGACAAUGCAGAAAUUGACCGCGUCAAAGCCAACGUUGAGCGAAGUAGAAAAGCACUUCAGACCUUGGGUUAUGCAGAGUUGACUUUUGAAGAUUUUUUUACGCUAUUCCUUGAGCAGCUGGAAGAUGUUAUUCAAGGGAAAGAGACUUCCAUAAGUCAUGAAGAGCUUGUUCUUAGAAGCCGAGAUCAGUCAGUUUCGGAUUAUGUUGUUAUGUUCUUCAGAUUUGUUACAUCUGCUGAAAUACAAAAGCGCUCAGAAUUUUUCGAACCUUUCAUAAUGGGCUUAACCAAUACAACAGUUGAGCAGUUUUGCAAAUCAGCUGUUGAACCAAUGGGUGAAGAGAGCGACCAUGUGCACAUUACCUCCCUUUCAGAUGCGUUGGGCAUUCCAAUCCGUGUUGUGUACCUUGACCGCAGCUCAUGUGAUACUGGCGGUGUCAGUGUAAAUCAUCAUGAUUUUAUUCCAGUUGCAACUGAUCUCCCAAAUGCUAGUGGCAGCACUGAAAAGAACAAUCCCUUCAUCACAUUACUAUAUCGCCCUGGUCACUAUGAUAUCCUCUACCCAAAGGGAGGAUAACCUAUUGGGGAGACAUUUUAUUUGUUACUUUUUCGUCGUUAUGUGGAGCCGCAAACAACUCUCCGCUGAGCUUGGUUGUUAAGGAGGGCAUACUCUGUAUCUUGUUAAUGUUGAAUGGUCAAUUGUCUAGAAUGUUACACAUAUUUUGAAAGUCUGAUCAACAAAGCUUGCUACAUUAGCACAUUAAUAAUCAAAACUCACCUUCAUUUUAUGCUGUUUUAUUA
Cicer arietinum (chickpea) is the source of this 1374-nucleotide messenger RNA. The record is from RefSeq and is a predicted model, not a curated record. Lineage: Eukaryota; Viridiplantae; Streptophyta; Magnoliopsida; Fabales; Fabaceae.